AUGGCACUUGCAUUUCAAUGUAUGCCAGUUCACGGUGUUUGGACAAACUGGAUGUACAAAACGCCUCCUGUUCAGUGCAUCAACGUCUUUGCAGCCGUCUAUAUUGCAGCAGGCAUGAGCAUCACCCACGACAUUAUGAUUUUGUGCAUGCCUAUUCCCACUCUUUGGGGUCUCAAACUUGAGAUGCGCAAGAAAGCCAACUUGAUGGUCAUGUUUGGUGUUGGAUCUUUCGUCAUCGUGGCUAGCGUUAUCAGACUGCCGUCUCUCAUGAAGAUGGGUACCUCAAGCGAUCCUUCGUUUGAUCAAGCCCCCGUCGCUUUCUGGACGAACCUCGAAGUCAGCGUUGGCAUAAUCUGUGCCUGCCUUCCAGCCUGUCGUUCCCUGAUCGGCUACUACUUCCCUCGUCUACAGAUGUCCCUAAACAACACUUCUAGCAACGGCCGCAAAACCCCUGGCUACACAAACCCCACUUCCUCGAAAACCACCAACGAAUUCUUCAGCAAAAAGCGCGCCGCCCGCGACAGUUUUCUCGAGCUCGACGACCGCUCGGGAACAGGUUCUCAAGAAGAGCUGAAGAGCAGCUCCAAGCACAAGCCCAACCACAACAUAUCCAUGCAAUCCAAGAAAUCCUUCGACCACUACCACAAGAACUCCAUCGACGACGAUGUCGAUACAGAUACGGACAGCAUCAUGCAUAUCCAAGGACACCAUCAAGGCACGAUCGAGGAACCUUUCUCGCCGAUUGCGAGGAAGGGCUUUGGACAUGUUGCUACCGUGGAGGUUGGGAGGGGCGGCCGGCUGGGCUCGGGACCGAGAUCGCCGGCUGGGGAGAGGGAGAGGAAGGGCGGUGGAGAUAUUGUGAUGACGAAGACCUUGAAUCAGAUCACCACUUUCAGGGAGUGA
Cadophora gregata is the source of this 903-nucleotide messenger RNA. RefSeq lists its product as uncharacterized. The transcript has 4 exons. Lineage: Eukaryota; Fungi; Ascomycota; Leotiomycetes; Helotiales; Ploettnerulaceae. The record is from RefSeq and is a predicted model, not a curated record. Bases 1 to 903 code for a protein of 300 amino acids.